CUACCUUCCCAUCUUGUGGAAAAAAUAAAAUAAAGUAAAACUAAAAUUCCCCUUCUUCCUCUUAAGAAAAAGGGCCAAAAAUAUCAUGGAAAAAGUAGAAGACAUUGUGAUUGUGGGAGGUGGAAUUGCUGGCCUUACAGCAUCCUUAGGACUUCAUAAGUUGGGUAUUCGAAGCUUAGUAUUGGAAUCCUGGCAUAGUCUAAGAAUCACUGGAUUUGCCUUUUCAGCAUGGACAAAUGCUUGGAGGGCACUAGAUGCUAUUGGCCUUGGUGACUCCCUUCGACAACAACAUAGACAGUUUCUUUGGAAUGUGGCCACCUCUACAAUUACAGGAGAUCAAACCACAGCCAUGUCAUUUAAAGCAAAAGGAAAACUUGGAGACCAUGAACUUCGUUGUGUGAAUAGAAAGUUGUUGUUGGAAGCCCUUGCAAAUGAGCUCCCAAGUGGCACCAUUAGGUUCUCUUCCAAGGUAGUUUCUAUAGAGGAAUCAAGCUUCUAUAAGCUCGUGCAUCUUGCUGAUGGAACAAUUAUCAAGACUAAGGCAUUGAUUGGUUGUGAUGGAGUGAACUCAGUGGUGGCAAAGUGGCUGGGAUUCAAGGCACCGGCUUUCACAAGGAGAGCUGCUAUCAGGGGUUGGAUAAAUUUCAAGUCCAACCAUGGGUUUGAGCCCAAGCUCUUGCAAUUCAUGGGGAUAGGCUUUCGAUCUGGUUUUCUUCCUAAUGACGAUACUAGCAUCUAUUGGUUUUUCACAUCCAACGCAGAGAAAGACAUGGAAGAUGACCCAGCUAAACUGAAGCAAUUUGCGUUAAGCAAGUUAGCAAAUGUACCAGGUGAAAUAAAGGCUAUUGUUGAAAACACUGAACUAGAAUAUAUUAUGUUAUCCCCAUUAAGGUAUAGACAUCCCUGGGACCUUAUUUGGGGAAACAUCAGUAAAGGCAAUGUUUGUGUGCUUGGUGAUGCAUUCCACCCCAUGACCCCAGACAUUGGCCAAGGUGCUUGUUCAGCCUUAGAAGAUGGUAUUGUUUUAGCAAGGUGCCUUGCUGGGGCUUUACUCACGAAAGAACAAAGUGGAGAAUCAACAGAGAAAGUUGAUAGCGAAAGUGAGCAAUAUAAGAAAAUUGAGAUGGGGUUGAAGAACUAUGCCAAAGAGAGGAGAUGGAGAAGCAUUGUCCUCAUAAGUACAGCUUAUGUGGUUGGUUUUUUCCAGCAGGGUGAUGGGAAAUUAACCACCUUCUUAAGAGACAAAUUAUUGGCUGCAUUCCUGUCGUCGUUGCUAUUGAAGAGGGCUGAUUAUGAUUGUGGGAAGCUCAACAUUUCUUGAAUGCAGUCAUAUGCAUUUGCUUUGUAUUAUUGUUGGUAUUUUUCACUUUGACAAUGUCAAUUAGUAUAAAUUGAGAAACCCUCGCAAUGUUCAUUCAUGU
This is a messenger RNA of Quercus lobata, 1421 nucleotides long. RefSeq names its product monooxygenase 2-like. NCBI's taxonomy places the organism in Eukaryota, Viridiplantae, Streptophyta, Magnoliopsida, Fagales, Fagaceae. Gene Ontology annotation, molecular function: FAD binding. The transcript is spliced from 6 exons. Bases 86 to 1321 code for a protein of 411 amino acids. The record is from RefSeq and is a predicted model, not a curated record.